CAGAUGUUUCUGUCUGAAAUAGAAAGUGAAAGCUGUUUUUAAGUAGAAGGAACGUCGUCACAGAUUUAGCAUCAAUGACAGUUUUGAGUAUUUCCUAAAAUAUGUCUAAAACUCAAUCGGGCUAUUUUCUUCAUUUCCGUUGCAGUGGAUAUGCGUCCAAUAAUUCUAACGUUAUUUUUCAUUACGACUGAAUAUUCGCUUAUUAUAAGAGGGAAAUGCGAAACAUGCAACGCUCCAGUUCAGGUGGCCAACACGGAGCCUGUAGGCAAUUCCUCUUAUACCUUACAGUCCACAUUCCGUAUGAUGUGUAUAAAGGACUAUGUCCGGAAGGCUGGGACAUCCAACCUCUUCAGAUGCACAACUGACGAACACACGAAAAACUGUUCGUGGAAAAAUUAUCCAGCUUUAGAGUGUAUACCUCAUCCAACAAAGCGAGAAGAAUUCACAGUUACACACACACCACCCCACACAUCUGCCCCACCUCUCACUGCUUCCUCGUCCACACCAAGAGUGAAGAUGUUUCACAUGGCCACGGAAACAAGAACCAGAAAGAGCACUUCAAUGACAUCUGGGCAAAUUGGCUUUACAACACAUACAGUUGCCACAGCAACAGGGACCCCCCUUUACUCCACUGUGAGGACCAUAGCUGAGAAGGAGGAGACUAUGACCACAGCCAAUUGGACUGUACUUUCAUCAUCCAGUACCUUGACUGGCAGGAAAUACCUGACCACAGAGUCCUCUGAGUCCAAGCACAAGCACAUCAGUUCCACCACAGCAGAUUUAGGCACAAGUGGAAUUGCUGCAGGGCUAGUCUUAGUCCUUAUCGCUGGCUUAGCAGCAACAGUCAUGCUUCUUCUUUGGUGCCGAGGGCGACAAAGGGCUUCCACUCAACAAAUAGAGAUGACACCCCAGAGCCUUGAGUCAGGUUACUCACUGUUAGUCCCACCCAGUGGUACCAACAGGUGCCUUCUAGAUUCAAGCCAAGAAAAGCCUGCCUGCUCAGACACCAUGUGUACAUAAGCAUCAAAGGAAAACUGCCCAGAAUAUAAACUCACUCGCCUGUCAAGCAUGCAUAGUGCCUUUACAUUAUGUAUUGAUUGUAUGCUUGUUUUGAUAUUUGAGUACAACAAUAAAUGUACAACUGUA
This is a messenger RNA of Electrophorus electricus (electric eel), 1146 nucleotides long. RefSeq names its product interleukin 15 receptor subunit alpha (gene il15ra). The record is from RefSeq and is a predicted model, not a curated record. Gene Ontology annotation, biological process: interleukin-15-mediated signaling pathway. Lineage: Eukaryota; Metazoa; Chordata; Actinopteri; Gymnotiformes; Gymnotidae. Gene Ontology annotation, molecular function: interleukin-15 receptor activity.